GCCCUUUGAUGAUGCAACUUAGAGCAAACAAGCGAAAGUGGGCUUUGUUUUUUGACCAGAAAACCAGCCGCUCCGACUGGGCUUCAAUGGUGGUUUAACGUUAGGCGUGCGAUCCCCUAAACGAAGCUGCAGGCAUUCCCGGCGCUUGGUAUUGACGUCACGGCAGACACAAACCCUUAUGAAGCACACGGCUGGUUCCAGGUCUUUCAGCCAAGGGGAUCACGAGGAUGAAUCCAAAGUCAAGCAUCCAAGGAGCGAUACCAAGGCGCCCCUUACUUUGCCGGUUACUCCCCCUCUGUACGAUGCUCCUUUCCCCUUUUACCGGCGGCCAGCUGAAAUGGGAUGCUUUUCCCUAGAUGCCAAGCGGUGCUUCCAUGGAGAUUCUCGUCAGCUGCGCUACUAUGCUCCGCCCCCUUGCGAAGGCCCCUCCCCUGGAUUUGACUUGCGCGAUGGCUACCGCAACCGCUACGUGCAGCGGGAUGACAGCGUUCGUGAAGGCCUGGAGCAUCUGCUGCAAUGGAUUGUGCAGAACCGGAAGCAGUUACAGACUGAGGACAAAGGAAAGCUCCUGAAUGCUGACUUUGUGACUUGGCGGGGGCAUCUCACCAAAGUGCUGACCACCCCAUACGAGAGUCGGGAGGGAUGGUUGCUGGCUGUCACUCUCUUCCGGGGGACCUUGUACAUUAGCGAGUUUGAAACUGAGGCCGCCCGCCGAGAACGGGAGCAGCGCUCAGAAAUGCUGAAGGAGCUCAUGUAUAUGGGAUAUAAAUUUGAGCAAUAUAUGUGUGCCGAUACUCCCGAUGGGAUUCCUGAUCCAACUGGAGUAGUGAACACAAAUGAAGCUUUCUGCACAGUGAUUCGGUCCCGCCUGGGAAAUCACUCUCUUCUCUUCUCUGGGGAGGUAGAUUGCACCGAUCCCCGGAGCCCUUCGCCACAGCCACCUAGUUGCUACGUGGAGCUGAAGACUAGCAAAGUCAUGCACAGCCCUGCUCAGCGGAGAAGUUUCUACAGGCACAAGAUUAUCAAGUGGUGGGCCCAGUCUUUUCUUCCUGGGGUGUCCCGGAUUGUGGCAGGAUAUCGAGGGCCCGAUGGCUCAGUUGUGGGUCUGGAAACUUUUGAGACUAUGAAAAUAUUCAGACUCAUUCGGGACGAUCCAGGCUGUUGGAAGCCAGCUGUGUGUAUGAAUUUCUGUGCUGCUUUUCUAGCCUUUUUGAAGACAGUGGUGACGGAAGACAACCCAAAGUUGGUUCAUCUCUUUGCUUGGAACCCAGGGCAACCCGUUUCCUUCACAGUGCAUCAGGAUUCUCACUACUGUUUCCUGCCUGACUGGUACGUGGAGGCUCUGAGUGCAGGAAGCCCCCCCACGUCCCGACUUCCAGACAGAUGCACUGGAAGCCUAGCUGGUUUUGGAGUCUAGAAGCUGCUGCAUCUUGCGGGCCAAGGUGGGUGAUGGACAGAAAACAGGCACCUAAGAAGCCCGUUAGCUGCCACUUGGAGAACGAGAAAGCGGAACGAUGGCACUGCUGCGACAACAAAUGAAGGACAACAAGACAUCCUCUCGUGCAUAGUUUCCUAUAGGUGCUUCUGCUGCAUGUUCUUUCUCAUGUCGCCUGUGGUUUACAAACAAUAAAAGAGGGAGCAAGGGUGUCAUGAAUUAACUUUUGUUGAUUGAAGCCUACUUGAAAUCAAGAUGGUUUGAGAAUGGAGGAGCUUUGGAUGUGUCUCAGCCAGUUGUGGGUAAAUUUGGGACGCACAUUA
This is a messenger RNA of Notechis scutatus (mainland tiger snake), 1758 nucleotides long. RefSeq names its product decapping exoribonuclease (gene DXO). Gene Ontology annotation, cellular component: cytosol; nucleus. The record is from RefSeq and is a predicted model, not a curated record. Gene Ontology annotation, biological process: nuclear-transcribed mRNA catabolic process; NAD-cap decapping. Gene Ontology annotation, molecular function: mRNA 5'-diphosphatase activity. Lineage: Eukaryota; Metazoa; Chordata; Lepidosauria; Squamata; Elapidae.